UAUUAUUCUCUAUUGGUAAAACUGGUACUGAUGCUGCUGCUUUCUACUUCGUGGUUGUAGGCUUGGGAAUCAAAAACGUGGUGAUGUGACAGCUGCCAAGGAACAGGGAAAAAAAGAGGACAAGGAAGUUCCAGAUAUUUCGCAAAGAAUAUAUGAAAUGUGUAAAGUAGACGAGGUUAUUGCAAAGCCAUGCGUUUUACGGCACGAUCAGACAGGCAGGUAUUUUCCAACAGACAGUCAGGAGAGAAUCUGCUCACUGGAAUUAGGUUAUCGUUAGCCAAACGCUCUGUCAACUUCCAUUUUCACUGCCCAGGUUUUCGUUUUAAGUAGCCUAGCUGGUUAAGCUACUAUGAUGCAUGUGUUUGCGAGUAUUGGGUUCAUUUCAGUUUGUGAAUAGUUGAAUAGACUUAUUUAAAAAUAAUGUAAUGUAAGGCUAAACGAAAGAGAGAGGACGGAGAAUCACAUAGCUACAUAACCUUAGCUAACCGAGUUAUUGGAUGGAGGCAUAUACAUUUUAUUCGUUGUGGUAUGUCUUGGAAUAAAUGCUGGCCAGCUAAUGUUAUGUAUUUUGAUAGCUAGUUAUCCUAAGGCGAGGCUACUUAGCCGCAGACCUGGUUCGUUUAGCCAACUGGGCCAUUCCAAAUACAUAGAAAAAAAUAUUAAGCUAUGAGGAAUUGCUGCCAGGUGUGUACCCUAAUUAAACUUGCUGUGCUGUUAAGUUACAAGUAGGCUAUACCCCUGCUCAUGUCAUCAUAUCCCAUGACAUGCUGCAACGUUUUUUGCACGAGCCAAAAUAGACUUGCUUGGUUGCAUGUUUCACUUCGCCGGGUAACGUUACGGCGCCUUUAACAUUUCUUUGGACUGCCAUUGGUUUUGUGUUUUAAAUCCCCAGCUCAUCACAUGGGAGCGCCAUUGACUCAAUGCCAGCAUCAAACAGCAAGGGAAGUGAUAGAAACGCGGAACAUCUCGCUGGGUGCUCACGAAAAGUUCCUGUCAGUUGAGGGAAUUAACCUGCCAUUUAUGCUAGGCUAUAGUCAAUGUCCGUGACAUGAUAUCAGAACGUGCGCGACUGCCGUGGCACCUGUCAGCAGCAGCACACAUCAAUCGGAAAUACUUUGUUGAAGAUGAACUGAACAAGCAUACACAGCCAGCCACAUUGCAAGCAUAGUUUUUGUUUGUGGCCUGUUUUGCCCUGUGCUAGUCUAUUGUUUUAGACUGUAGACCACGGAUUCUGUUGGAGCAAAAGCCUAAAACCUAGUGCCUCUGUGUCUAAGGCUACACGUUAUAGCACAACUGACUCGCCUUUGAUGUGUUUUUUUUUCACCACUGCCUGACACUUUUAAUAAUGCACUGAAGAGAACUGGGAGUACGUUAUGUUAUUGGCGCAAGAGUAAAUCACCGAUACGGAUCCAGCAUUCAACUAUGCCUGUAAGAAAAAAAGACACAGCUAGGGCCCUAGGGCUUUUGGAAGACUACUGUGCUAAACUGAUGAAGCCAGAGGAACAACAGCUCAAAACUGCCAUUCAGAGAGUGAUGGGGGUCUUCAAAAGCAGCCUGUUCCAAGCACUGCUUGAUAUCCAGGAGUUCUAUGAGGUGACGCUGCUGAACACCCAAAAGAGCUGCAAGCAGAAGCUGGAGGAGGUCAACCACAUGGCCGACAAGUGGGAACAGACGGGCACGGGCUCCCCCACCGCGGUGCUACAACACGCCUGCCCAACCGAGAUGAGGGAGCGGAGCAGCUCAGAGCACGGUGGGAAGGACCAGACACCGAUCAGUGUGAAAGUCUCUGAAAACAGACCGGCAGCGGUGCAGGGGUCCCCACACACUGGCCCGCCCCCGGCAUGCAUGAACCCCGCCUUGAUGAGCACUCCCUGGCAGUAUCGCUAUCAAGAUGAGGACUCUCCACCUGAGCACGGGUUCCCGCGGCUGACCAACGAGGUGCGCGCCCCUGAGCUGGUGCACGUGUCGGAGAAGAACCUCUCGGAGAUUGAGAAUGUGCAUGGCUACGUGUCCCACUCCCAUAUCUCCCCGCUCAAGCCUGCACUGGUUACUCGUUUUGAUCUUACAUACCCUGGUGUGACUGGAGCAAACUACCUGGCGAGUCCCGCUCCAAUAAUUGUCAACACCGACACUCUGGAGAGCGUACCUUACGUCAACGGGACAGAAAUUGAAUAUGAGUUUGAAGAAAUCACACUAGAGCGGGGGAACUCAGGGUUGGGUUUCAGCAUCGCUGGAGGAACAGAUAACCCCCAUAUCGGUGAUGACCCAGGGAUCUUCAUCACCAAGAUCAUCCCUGGUGGCGCGGCAGCAGAGGAUGGCCGGUUAAGAGUGAAUGACUGCAUACUGCGGGUGAAUGAUGCCGACGUGUCUGAGGUGUCUCACAGUAAGGCAGUGGAGGCCCUGAAGGUGGCCGGCUCUAUCGUCAGGCUGUACGUUCGCCGGAGAAGACCCAUGCUGGAAACUAUCAUUGAAAUCAAACUCAUCAAAGGACCAAAAGGGCUGGGCUUCAGCAUCGCAGGAGGGGUGGGCAACCAGCACAUCCCGGGGGACAACAGCAUCUUUGUCACUAAGAUCAUAGAUGGAGGUGCAGCACAGAAGGACCAGCGCUUGCAGGUUGGAGACCGGCUGCUUAUGGUGAACAACUACACGCUGGAAGAGGUCUCCCACGAAGAGGCUGUAGCCAUACUGAAGAACACGUCUGACGUUGUGUACCUGAAGGUGGGCAAGCCCACCAGUGUUUACUUAUCAGAUCCCUAUGGGCCACCUGAUAUCACGCACUCGUUCUCUCCAGCAAUGGAAAAUCAUAUCUCUUCCGUGGGCAACAACGGCACUCUGGAGUACAAGUGCAGUCUUCCCCCCAUGCCCAUCUCUCCUGGAAUGUACUCCCCCCUCCCAAAACACUUACUCGGGGAAGAGGACAUUAACAGGUUGGAUGGUUUUUCCUUCUUACGAAAUGCCUCCAUAGAUGACGGGGAGGCUCACAGGUUUGAGUCGCAGCACUUCCAGUUGAGGCCUCCUGAGCCAGUUUACAGCACUGUGAACAAAGCACCUUCUCCCCACCACUAUUCCCCCGUGGAGUGCGACAAAAGCCUCCUCCACUCCAUACCCUUCCCUCACUAUCACUUAGGCCUGCUCCCUGACUUCGAGAUCACCAGGGAUCCCAGGAGGAUGGUCCUCCACAAGGGCUCCACAGGCCUGGGAUUCAACAUCGUGGGCGGGGAGGACGGAGAGGGCAUCUUUGUCUCCUUCAUCCUGGCGGGAGGGCCUGCCGACCUGAGUGGAGAGCUGCGGAGGGGAGACCAGAUCCUGUCGGUUAAUGGCAUCGACCUACGCGGGGCCACCCACGAGCAAGCUGCUGCAGCACUAAAGGGGGCGGGCCAAACUGUCACCAUCAUUGCUCAGUACAGGCCCGAGGAGUACGGGCGUUUCGAGGCCAAAAUCCAUGAUCUGCGGGAACAGAUGAUGAACCAUAGCAUGAGCUCUGGGUCCGGAUCCCUCCGAACCAAUCAGAAACGCUCCCUUUAUGUCAGGGCACUGUUCGACUAUGAAAAGGCUAAAGACAGUGGACUCCCUAGCCAGGGCCUCAGCUUCAGGUAUGGGGACAUCCUCCACGUCAUCAACGCCUCAGACGAUGAAUGGUGGCAGGCUCGGAGGGUGACCCCUGAUGGGGACAGCGAAGAGAUGGGAGUCAUCCCCAGCAAGAGGAGGGUUGAGAGGAAAGAACGAGCUCGACUAAAGACAGUGAAGUUCAAUGCCAAACCUGGAACCAUCGAUUCCAAAGUGUCAUUCAAUGACAAGCGUAAAAACAACUUCAUCUUUACACGAAAGUUCCCAUUCUACAAGAACAAGGAGUUGGGUGAGCAGGAUGGCAGUGAUUCAGAACGGAGUCAAGAGGACAUGAUUCUCUCCUAUGAGCCUGUCAUUCGACAAGAGAUUAAUUACGCCAGACCCGUCAUAAUCCUUGGACCAAUGAAAGACAGAAUCAACGAUGACCUGAUAUCCGAAUUCCCUGACAAAUUUGGCUCCUGCGUGCCACAUACCACUCGGUCGAGGAGGGACUACGAGGUCGAUGGGCGGGACUACCAUUUUGUAAUGUCCAGAGAGCAGAUGGAGCAGGACAUCCAAGAGCACAAGUUCAUUGAGGCGGGCCAGUACAACGACAAUCUAUAUGGAACCAGUGUUCAGUCAGUCAAAUAUGUGGCUGAGAGGCAGGGUAAACACUGCAUACUGGACGUGUCGGGGAAUGCCAUAAAACGACUACAAGUAGCACAACUCUAUCCCAUUGCCAUCUUUAUAAAGCCUAGGUCCAUUGAUUCAUUAAUGGAGAUGAAUAAGAGAUUAACAGAAGAGCAGGCCAGGAAGACAUUUGACCGUGCCAUGAAGUUGGAGCAGGAGUUUGGCGAGUUUUUCACAGCACUUGUUCAAGGAGACACCUUAGAAGACAUUUAUAACCACUGCAAAAUGGUGGUAGAGGAGCAUUCAGGACCCUACAUCUGGAUCCCAUCAAAAGAGAAAUUAUGAGAACACACCACUUUGGCAGGGAUAUUGGACUGCUAGAUUCCCAACAUACUUUGUAACAUAUGUUCAACUGUAAUGGUAAUUUAUAUUGUUCAUAAUUAUAGCCAAUUAAUAUAAUUUUUUUCUUAUAGUUUAUUUUUUUUCCACUUUCAAUAUGAAUGUUCCUGAAUGUACACCACAACGUUUAAGAAACAUUUUUGGCCUGAAAACAUUGACUGUUUGUAUAUUUCAUGUUUUUAUUUUAAAAAAUGCUAAGGAAAUGUAAUAAACAAGGGCAUGUGUUCACGUCGACACUGCGUGGAAUUUCAUAUACAUUUUCGAAGAUCGUCACGCCAAUGAAGGAGGGGAAGGAAAUAAUAUCAGCUUCUUUUGCUUCUCUCCACGCAACAGCUAGCACUUUGUGUCCUCCGACACUAACCUCACAUCAGUAGUUGACAUUUUCUGUGACUUUAGCAUCUAUGGCCCUUGGACACAGUUCAUCGUAAUCCGCCUAUUUUUAUGUUCUUAUUCUUUUUUGAAUCUAGAUUUGUUUGAAAAUGUUUUCUUUGAAUUAGAAUUCUUCUCAACUGUAUUGUUUUUUGUUGUUGUGCGGAUUAUUUCUUAAAAAAUACAAUUAUUGUUAAGAUGCUUUGAUUAGAAUGAAUAAUUAAUGGGUAAAUCUACAUUUAGGUGUAGGAAAUGUGACAUUAUAUUUUGCUAUUUAUAUUGAUAGAGGGCACAACAGCACAAAGUAUUUAUUAUGAAGAUAUAUAACUUUGAUUAAAAAAUAAAUAAAAAAUCUGAUCUUAAUUGUUUAA
Molecule: messenger RNA, 5315 nt
Organism: Salvelinus fontinalis (brook trout)
Lineage: Eukaryota; Metazoa; Chordata; Actinopteri; Salmoniformes; Salmonidae
Product: disks large homolog 2
Exons: 28
Coding region: 1423-4521 (1032 amino acids)
Biological process (GO): chemical synaptic transmission
Cellular component (GO): postsynaptic density membrane; neuromuscular junction; neuron projection
Molecular function (GO): kinase binding
Source: RefSeq, a predicted model, not a curated record